This is a messenger RNA of Botrytis sinoallii, 873 nucleotides long. RefSeq lists its product as uncharacterized. The coding region runs from base 1 to 873 and encodes 290 amino acids. Lineage: Eukaryota; Fungi; Ascomycota; Leotiomycetes; Helotiales; Sclerotiniaceae. The transcript has 2 exons. Gene Ontology annotation, cellular component: membrane. The record is from RefSeq and is a predicted model, not a curated record.
AUGGCGAAACUCGAACCCUAUAGUGGAGAUUACUAUCUCUGGAACUACAUUCCGUCUAUGACUGCAGCUGUCAUCUUUAUAAUUCUCUUCAUCAUAACAACCGCUUUACAUACCUGGCGUAUGUUUAAGACUAAGUCCUGGUUCUGCACAGCAUUUUGCGUCGGAGGCCUCUUCGAAUUCAUCGGUUACAUCGGUCGAGUAAUGGCCGUCAACAGUACCGGCACUCUCAUGCCAUAUAUCAUCCAAAGUUUCUUCACUCUCGUUGCUCCAGCCUUCUUGGCCGCAUCGAUCUACAUGACACUCGGUCGAAUUAUGCGAUAUGUCCACGGAGAACAUCAUUCCCUCAUUCGGAGCAAUUGGCUUACGAAAAUUUUCGUCAUCGCAGAUGUCUUGUCAUUCUUCGUGCAAGGAGGAUCCUCCGGGUUGAUGUUCAAUACCAGCACUGCCAGUAUUGGUGAAAAGGUCGUGUUGGUCGGUUUGUUCAUCCAGAUCAUAGCUUUCGCCUUUUUCUUGUUUACUGCUCUUAUAUUCGAACGCCGAAUGAGAAGAGAGCCCACAACGGAAUCUUUCGUUGUUGAAGCAAAUUGGAUUCAUCACUUGCAUUGUCUUUACGUCAUUAGUGCUCUCAUUCUCGUUCGAUCAGUCUUCAGAGUUAUCGAGUAUGCGGCGGGCCAGAAGGGAUAUCCUCUAAUGCAUGAAUGGACUUUGUACACAUUCGAUACAGUACCAAUGUGGAUUGUCACUGUUAUCUUUUUUAUCUGGUAUCCGUUUCAAUUUAAGGUACAGGCAGGAACUAGAACAUCUCCAAGAGAGGCGGGAGUAGAGGCGCAAAAUGUUCAAUUGAUGAAUGGUGCAGAGAAAAAAACGAGGUAG